CAAAACCAACGUCAAGUGCAAAGAAAACUUCACGUCACUUGGCUAAACACAAAAUACGGCAGUAGACGCGCGCAGAACAGACAACACGUACACAUCGAGGGACAUUCGUACGGAGUAAGCAAGAAUAGAAGGAGAGCGCAAAAUGUCAAAUGACAAGUGGUUCGAGAUGAACCAAAGCACCCAGAAGCUGAUCGGCGAACCACCGAAGCGCAAGUUUGUUCAGAUACGCUGGAGCUCCAUUCUGGCGGUGGUCCCCACGCUCCCGUUGGUCGUGCUUUCCAUCCAAAACAUCCUCUUCUUCUACUUGAACAGGCCUCAGGACAUCGUCAAAGAGUUGGGCGCGCUGGUGGCGACUUUGCCCAACAGCAUCCCGGACCGCAACUGCACCGACUUAGCCUGCCACUGGGCGGCGCUGCAGACCGCGUUAGCACAGCUGAAUGCAAGUCAAGCCGCGAUUUCCAACGACCUGGAGAAGAGUCAGACAAGGCUGAAGGCAGUUCAGGAGGCAGGUCAGACGGCAUUGGCAGAGCUGAAGGCAGGUCAGGAGGCAGGUCAGACCGCAUUGGCAGAGCUGAAGGCAAGUCACAACGCGGGUCAGAGCCUGCUGGCCAAAGUCUGGCAGGAGAUUAGCAGCGACAAAGGGCUUCUGAGUCAGACACUGAAAGACCUGAAGACGGACUACAACAGCAUGUCUCGGGCGCGCUCACAAGAGAACAAGGACUUGAGUUCGGCUUUGUCCAGCCUGCGGCAGAAGGUGGUGGAUCAGCCCACCCUUAACAGGGAACUCCAUGGUUUCAUGCCCAGAGACUGCAGUGACAUCAUGGCGGCGGGAAAGUCCAAAAGUGAUGUCUAUUACAUCUUUCCAGGGUCCAACAGCUUCAAGGCUCACUGCAACAUGCAGCAGGACGGGGGAGGCUGGACCGUGAUCCAGAGGAGAAAGGACGGCACCGUCAACUUCUCUCGGGGUUGGAACGACUAUCGAAAGGGCUUUGGAAUCCUCUCCGGAGAGCACUGGCUCGGCCUGCAAAGCAUCCACGCUCUGACGGCCUCGGGCGAUUACCAGUUGCGGAUCGACUUGACCACAUUCAACGGCGUCAAAUAUUACGCUCUCUACAACACGUUCGCGGUGGCCUGGAGCGCGAUAGACCCCGACAAGUACGCCUACCAGCUGGAUGUGAACGGCUACUCUGGAAACGCAGGCGAUCGUUUCACCUACCAUUCUCGGAUGCAUUUCACCACCAAUGACCGCGACCAUGACGCGUGGGAUAAAGGCAAUUGCGCCACCCAGUGGGAUGGCGCUUGGUGGCACCGGGACUGUCACCAGUCCAACCUGAACGGGCUGUACAAGGCAACCGGCACCUGCGACGCUCACAAUGUAGUCUGGCGUGAUUUGGGGACAUCAAAGUAUACCUGCCUGAGUUUCGUGGAGAUGAAGAUCCGGCCCAGAAAGUGAGCGAUCGGCCGGCGGAGCCUGGGAACGGCAUCCCCGUGGGAUCACGUGGGUGCUGCCCGACGUCACCUGUAACUCCAUCUGAGGCAGUAUUUCAGCUCAAAGUAUUUUUGUUCAUGCCUCUUAAUGGUGAUCAAUGAGGCAGAACAUUUUUCUGUGUCGUUUCCCACGGUCCCGUCUUAGUGACGGACCACCAGCAAAAUCUCCGCUAGAAAAGGCCAGGUUUUCUAAGCUGUUGACUAGCCAAGUUAUAGUUACAAGUUUCUUAAGCCUUAUUAACCACCUCACGCCUGUAUAUGCAGCUAAUAAGGUAAUGAGGGUGACGUUUUUGUGUUCCAUUGCUGAAGUUGCAUUUGAUUUAUGUACCUUGUUUAUCCGUAGCAUUGUAGCUUACAGCUGAAUGUAUUCUCACGUCAGUAAGGACUGUUAAAGUAAUAUUUCAUUACAAGUGUUUUAGGAGUUAAGUUUCUUUUUUUUUUUGGAAAAUUUGGAUUUUGGGAACGAGGCCAACUGAUUAAUUCCUCCACCCAUUCCAGCAGUCUCCUUUUUGUCCCCUCCCUUUACGAAGGUUGAGUUUUACAAUCCAAAGAGGUUUGCGACGCCAUCAGUCUCGCUGGAAUGACAAAUGGCGAGUGGAAUUGUCGUUUGUACAAACAAUGGAGAUGUCUCACUUUUUUCUCUUAUUCAUUAAACUUUCUCUUGAUAAUC
Messenger RNA from Syngnathus typhle (broad-nosed pipefish), 2158 nucleotides. Its product is annotated as fibrinogen C domain-containing protein 1-like. The transcript is spliced from 8 exons. NCBI's taxonomy places the organism in Eukaryota, Metazoa, Chordata, Actinopteri, Syngnathiformes, Syngnathidae. Bases 143 to 1453 code for a protein of 436 amino acids. The record is from RefSeq and is a predicted model, not a curated record.